Molecule: messenger RNA, 2946 nt
Organism: Lactuca sativa (garden lettuce)
Lineage: Eukaryota; Viridiplantae; Streptophyta; Magnoliopsida; Asterales; Asteraceae
Source: RefSeq, a predicted model, not a curated record
CAAAAUGCUGAAGUGUAGAUUUGAAGAAUGGAAGUCAAAGUCAAACAUUUUGGUUAGAAAUAGCAGUUUGCCCUAAAUUGUAGCACAGAUGGAAACUGGGGACGAUUGGUUAGCCUACGACAAGCUCCAACACUUCCUUCUCUGUUUCUCCAUCACCUUCAUUUCCUCCUCCCUCGCAUCACGGACCCCAUACGCUCUCCUACGUCGCCGGAGCAUCUCACUAGGUUGCAUCCUAUCACUCCUCGUCGGCGCCGCCAAAGAGCUCGCUGACGAGCUAGGUUUCUUCAAAUCAGCCGGCGCCUCCGCCAAAGACGCCGUCGCCGACAUCGUUGGAGUCAUCGUUGCAGCUCUUGUUCUUUCUCUCUGCAACGUCUUCUGUUUCCGCCGCGAUAGAUCCGUGACUCUAGGGCAAACACGAGCAAUCGAAAUGGUUUGAUUCAGAUAUCUGAUAAGGCACCGUUACUCCCAAUUUAUCCAUCGAUCAUUCAGGUUCUCACUUCGUUUUCUUCCCUGAAUUUGCAUCGCUUUUCUGGGUGAUUUAAUUGGUAGAUAUGUAUAUCUGUAUUACUUAGAAAAAAUGGAGGCAGAAUAUGAUUAUUGAAGUUCUGCUCUCUCUUUCCAAUUGAGGAGAAUUAACUUGGAUUACAAAUGGUUCUGUGUCUGUUUGUUUUAAGACUCUAUUUAUUGGCUUAUUAAUGAUUUAAAAAACAGAGUCUUAAAAGAAAUUUUAUGAUAUUAUCAUUGAUUAGAACAUAUAACAAUGAAUUUAAUGAAUUUAGGGGGUGUUUGGCUUAGCUUUUGUGGGGCAAAAGUGCUUUUUGUAAAAGGACUUUUUGUAAAAUAACUUUUUAUAAAAGUUAUUUUUUUAAAAUGUGUUUGGGUUAGCUUUUGAAGGGAAAAAGUAAAAAAUUAAAGUGUUUGGUUUAAUUUUUACAUAUAAAAUGACAAAAAAGGAAAUGUUUAUGGUAGAUGAGGGAUAUAUUGGUAAUUUAAUAUUUUUAGCUGAUGAAAAGUUGGGAAAAGUCAGGUAAUCGUGACUUUUCAAAAAGACUCAAAUUACUCUAUGGGAAAAGUCAUUUACAAAAGUCCUUUUCCUUUUGCCAAACAUCUUUUCGGACUUUUUCUAAAAGAUAAAGUCAAAAGUCAUUUAAAAAGCUAAGCCAAAUACCCUUUAAGCUGACAAAAAAUAAGGAAGUUCAAGUUUUGUCUUUCUUUAUGUUUGAUUUUAAAAACAAUUUAAGAUGAUAUGUCAGCAUGCAAAUAAGUACUCAACAGCCUUUCUAUUUUUCCAAAAACAAUUUAACUUUUACUUCAAAUUUAACCAUAAAAUAUGAUGGUUUAAUAAAAAAGAAUUAACAGUUUUCCUAAAUGCGAAAAUAUUUAAAAAAAAAUGUAAAGUUCUUUUAGAAAAAAAAAAUAAAAAGAAGAAUUUUUUUUAUUUAAAGGAUCGAAAAAAAUCGAAAAUACAAGGGUUUUUACAAUUUAACACAAGAAUAACAUAACAUUCAACCUGAAAUAUAGUAAUUAAUAUUCAACUGAAGAAAAUGACUAGCAUUUUUGCAUUGGAGAGGUUGUGGUACCUAUAAAAAAUACUAAUCUAUAUAGCAAUCAACUUUUUUGCAAUAAUUAUUGAACACUAAUAGAUGGCAUAAGUCCAUGAUUUUUUCCAAAUGAACCUCUUAAGCUUCUAUAUUCUUUUUAUUCAGACAUUUUAACAAACAAACAUCUUGAAUUCAUAAAUCAAUCGACAAACUUAAUGCUUUUUAAUAUAUAAAUGCAUAUCACCUGAGAUCAUGUAUAUAUAGACAAAAAAUAAAUUAUCACCUUAAGGAUAUUUUUCUAAAAUAUAUAUAAAACUGGCGGGAGUUAUAUUAAAUCUGUCAUACUUUGCUUCCAAUUCUCUUUGAUUAUUCGUUCUGAAAUUCCCAUCAGCGUCACUAUCAACUUCGUCAGGAAUAUGUUGCCAUGAAACAUAUUUUUUAAAACAACUUAAAUAAAAAUUUAAAUUUUCAUUAAUUUAAGACAAAAAUACAUUAAAAAAACACCUAAUAAAAACAUAAUAAUAAUGAACUUACUAAUAAAAAGGAAAGGUAAAAAUUACAAAUGUUAGGCUUUCACUAUCAAAGCCAUGACACGUCAUUCUCCGAUGUUGUGAGUCGCAUUUUAAAUUAUUGUUCAGCUCUAUCCCAUAACAACUUUAUUACACAAUUCUAAUCCUCCUUCCUGUUAUACCUGAAAAAUAAAAAGAAAAAAGAAAAAAGAAGCAAGGAAAUAAAAGCAAUUAUCAAACCUAAAUAAAACCUAAAAGAAACCAAACAUCAAGAAAUCAAAAAUUAACCUUUCUUAACCUCAAGAAGUGUACAAACUGUAUUGUGCCAUGAAUUACAACACAAAUUGUAACUUAACAUACAACUACCAUAUUUUCUUUCUUUCUUUUUUUAUUUUUUAUUUUUUUAAUUUUUUAAACAAAUUCCAUAGCGCUGUCAAUUCUCAACACCUAAACCAUAUAAAACACCAGCAUAUUUCUCCAAUGAACCACUAAAGAAGUUCUCUUUAAGCUUCCUGAAAGUAGAAGAAGUAAGCAAACUAUCUGAACCUGCUUGAUGACAGAUCCCAAUUCUUUCAACCUCCAAUAGUUCAGCAAGCUUGUUCAAACCUCCAUGAAGACUGUUACAGAACUUCAUCAAAUGCUUGAUGUCGUAUAUGGUUGGAAAAUACAUAUUAAUCAAAUUGAAGAACCCUGAUUGUGUAUCGGGAAGAUUCUUGCAUGUCAACACCUUCAGCAAAUAACCAAAAUCAUAACCAGAGUGGAAGGUUACCCAAUACACACUAUCAUUCAAAACAAUGCCUGACGACAUCAACAGUUCCCCGAAUCUCCGUGCAUUGAUUCCGGUUUCGUUGUUUCUCUUGAAAUCUAUGCCGCUCUCUCUCAAAAGCUCAACGGAA